This is a messenger RNA of Pestalotiopsis fici W106-1, 726 nucleotides long. RefSeq lists its product as uncharacterized. Lineage: Eukaryota; Fungi; Ascomycota; Sordariomycetes; Amphisphaeriales; Sporocadaceae. The coding region runs from base 1 to 726 and encodes 241 amino acids. The transcript has a single exon. The record is from RefSeq and is a predicted model, not a curated record.
AUGCGUUGGAUGGUUCGGCAAGCCUGGCGCGGCAUUUCCGCUGCCAAGCCUCGCGUUACUCCCAGAGUCACGCUGAUGACCCGCAUGGCCCAACGGUCCCAGUGGCAACGCGCUCAGCCAUCACAACUUUGCGGCGCCCAUCGUUCGAAUCAUUUCACGGUUCUGAAAUCUGGAAUGUAUGGUACCAUCUAUCUGUCCAUUGCCCUACUUGUGACAGAUGAGACACUGGACUGGGCGACGCGACAAAAUCUGGGCAUCCAAGCCGUCCACGGAAUCACCCACGCCGAGACUCACCAGGAGCAACUGGCCAAUUUCUGGAUCCUGGGAGAAGCCUUGAUGAAGGCACACUCUGGAACACUUCCGGAGUACCAUGAGCCCAUCCGUCCCGAUGAGGAGUCGGGUCUUGCCGACGAUCUCGAGAUACGCCUCUUGACAGUACCGGACCCCGAGAUGCCAGGAGAGAACCUGUUCCUCUGCCAGGCCGCUUUCGUCGACGAAGAGGUGCCCGAUUUCUAUGUCGCCACACAUUCCGGCCGCAUGUCAGAUGCCGCCCACUCUUUGUUUCCGGGAAUUGAGAAAUUCGCCAAGGGCCAUAAUGCUUCAAGAGGCGCUCUAUUGAUCAUUCACCCAGACGGCAAUUGGUAUUGCAUUUACUACGAUGGACGCCGAUGGUUGAAUAUGAUUUUCAUGGAGUGGCAGACUGCGGCUUCGCUUGGGCUGGAAUAA